AUGUCUUGCCAAACGGAGGAAAAGGAGGAGCAGGAGGAGGAGGAGGAGGAGGAGGAGGAGGAGGAGGAGGAGCAGGAUGAGGAGGAGGAGGGGGAGAAGAAGAAGAAGGGGGAGGAGGAGAAGAAGAAGAAGAAGGAGGAGGAAAAGGAGAAGGAGGCGGACGAGUGGAUGAGAGCAGAAUGCCGCGACGGUGACGAGGCGGGACUGAAGGAGGUGGGGCGGAACACUUUCCGGAGAUUAUGGUUGCUGAUCCUCCCGGAGAAGUAG
Spirometra erinaceieuropaei is the source of this 267-nucleotide messenger RNA. NCBI's taxonomy places the organism in Eukaryota, Metazoa, Platyhelminthes, Cestoda, Diphyllobothriidea, Diphyllobothriidae. The record is from the annotation of a GenBank genome assembly.